Nicotiana tabacum (common tobacco) is the source of this 1976-nucleotide messenger RNA. Its product is annotated as dnaJ protein P58IPK homolog. Gene Ontology annotation, molecular function: protein binding. The record is from RefSeq and is a predicted model, not a curated record. Lineage: Eukaryota; Viridiplantae; Streptophyta; Magnoliopsida; Solanales; Solanaceae. Gene Ontology annotation, cellular component: endoplasmic reticulum lumen.
CUUGUAACACAAAAGAAUUUCACAUUGUGAAAAAAAGACAAAUCUAUAUAGUUUGGUUCAAAAAUUACACGCACAUAUGUAUUGUAUUUUGUAUGUAUUUACAGUCAAUUGAAUAAUGGAGCCAUUGAUUACGAAGCUAUGGAGCUUUGAUUAUUUCGUAGCAUGGAGGGGCUUUCUAUUUUCAGCAUUAAUACUCAACUUUGUAUUUGCCUGCCAAUUUCUUUUUCUUCAACCCCUUGUAUCUGCCUUAGACACUAAACCUGGUGACGCUGCUGCAUUGUUUGAGAGAGUUUCACAAAAUGUAAAAGUUAAGAAAUACAGUGAGGCACUUAAUGAUCUAAAUUCAGCCAUAGAGGCAGACCCAGCGCUAUCAGAAGCGUAUUGGCACCGUGCAUCUCUUCUUCGUCAGUUGUGCAGAUAUGAUGAAUCAGAAAGAAGCUACAAAAAGUUUCUGGAGAUGAAACCAGGAGACUCAGCUGCGGAAAAGGAGCUUUCUCAAUUGCACCAAUCUAAGAGUGCUUUUGAUUCAGCGACCAACCUGUUGGAGACAGGUGACAUUAAAAAAGCAUUGGAGUAUAUAGAAAAAGUCGUUCUCGUUUUCUCUCCGGCGUGCUCCAAGGCCAAACUCCUUAAGGCGAAGCUAUUGCUCUCAGAUAAAGACUAUUCCAGUGUCAUAUCUGAGACGGGAUACAUACUUAAAGAAGAUGAGGAUAAUCUGGAGGCUUUACUGCUACGAGGCCGUGCCUACUACUAUCUGGCUGAUCAUGAUGUCGCCUUAAGGCACUAUCAAAAGGGUCUUCGUUCAGACCCAGAGCAUGGGGAAUUGAAGAAAGCAUAUUUUGGCUUGAAAAACUUACUGAAAAAGACUAAAAGUGCAGAAGAUAAUGCAAGUAAGGGUAAGCUUCGCCUUGCUGUGGAGGAGUAUAAAGCAGCACUGACAAUGGACCCCAACCAUUCUGCACAUAAUGUUAAUCUUCAUCUUGGUUUGUGUAAAGUCUUGGUGAAGCUUGGAAGAGGGAAGGAUGCCAUAUCGAGUUGCUCAGAAGCUCUUGAGCUUGAUGGAGAGCUUAUUGAUGCUCUAGUGCAGAGGGGUGAAGCCAAGCUUCUAACAGAAGAUUGGGAGGGGGCUGUUGCGGAUUUGAAAGAAGCAGCUGAAAAAUCUCCUCAGGAUAGGAAUAUUCGUGAAACGCUGAUGAGGGCUGAGAGAUCUUUGAAAUUGAGCCAACGGAAGGAUUGGUACAAGAUCUUGGGAGUGUCAAAGACAGCAUCUGUUUCAGAGAUCAAAAAGGCAUACAAAAAACUUGCUCUGCAAUGGCAUCCAGACAAAAACGUUGAAAACAGAGAAGAAGCAGAAAACAAAUUUCGUGAAAUAGCAGCUGCAUAUGAGAUUCUAGGUGACGAGGAAAAACGUACACGAUAUGACCAAGGGGAAGACAUUGACGACAUGGGUUCAGGAAUGGGUGGUGGGGGUUUCAACCCAUUCGGCGGAGGAGGGCAGCAGUAUACAUUCCACUUUGAAGGAGGAUUUCCAGGUGGGGGAUUUGGCGGAUUUCAUUUUUGACCUCGACGCUGUUCUUUGCCAAGAAACUCCUCGCAUUGUUUCUGCAAGGAAUGCACAGUUCAAAGUACAGUAGGCUCUCAUACACAUUCCCAAGAAGUUUUUGCUUUGCGGAUACCAUUUUUUUCUUUCAUUUAUGUAAUUGAAGCAGUAGAUUUAAGGAGAAUUGAUCGGAUCGAUAACAGGUCCAUGUGUAACUUCCUAACUCAAAAUGGGAUGUGGAGGAGAUAACUGAUGUUACAUUAUCAAAUAGUUCUUCUGAAACCCGGUGACAAAGAUUCGAAAUAAUUUCUCAUUUCUGUACUGAGUUCACAGGAGCCAAGCCAAGUAGCGCGAAGUUUGUCAAGCCAAGUAACUCAUAUUUGAGAUUGACAAGUUGAAUUACAGGUAGUUGAUGCAAUUGGUUAUGUUUUUUUUU